This is a messenger RNA of Dibothriocephalus latus, 747 nucleotides long. The record is from the annotation of a GenBank genome assembly. Lineage: Eukaryota; Metazoa; Platyhelminthes; Cestoda; Diphyllobothriidea; Diphyllobothriidae.
AUGGUGAUCAGGCACAGUUUAACCGGCUGUCCUCGAAAAGCCCUAUAUGUCUCUCCUCCCAAGGUAUGUUCUCGUCAUUUAUUUGGCUCAUCUAAGCGCAAACUAGGUCCUGCAAGACUGGAGAGUCCCUCGCCCACCUCUAUCUCCAGUGCCAUCUACUCCGAAACCUUCGAGUCUUCCCUGCACUCUGCUAUCGAGUCUCCGAAGCCACCUUCACUGGUUUAUGCGGGCAUCAGCAAAUCUUGUAGUCCAGUCUCGAUAGGCACAGUUGUAUCCAUCUCGCCUUGCCCGGAGGAGGUCUGUUUGACAGCCGACUACGUCACCUACAAGAACCUGUCUGUAGCAGAUUAUGCUGCCUCUGUACAGAUUAACCGCUCAGAGAAACUGCGCUCUUCACCCCUCGCUUCGAAUGAUUUAUCACCAGUGCCCUCGGUCCAUACAUUCCCUUACGUGGAUUGUACGGCUGCCGUUAGUCCACAGAAGGAUCAUCGGCUCACCCUUCCCGUCACAGACGAGCUUCAACUGCGACGUAUCCAACGUUUGCUUCUUUUGCCUGCGGCAGACGAAGACUCCUAUGCUCUCAGUCUCGAGGCGAAGACACUUUCCCCGAAAGUCACAGUCUUUCAAUGCACCCGCUCUCCUGGCACUCAGAUGGAUUCUAAGUCAGACCUUGCGACUGCGGUUUCCUUGUCCGAGAAGGCGCCAGUACCCUCAGUUACUGUGAGUUCCUUUGAAGUUAUUAGUUAG